GUAUCCCCCUCCGUCUCUCGGCGUGACUGGGAACAGCUGCUGUAGCGCUGGCGGCGGCGGCGGAGGAAGAGGGCGCGUGCGCGCUGGCUUGCUUCCUGGCGGACGGUGUCCGACGGGGUUCAUUCCACUCCUUCCAUAGGCUCUGUGCUCCCCCCCCCCCCCAAAAGCGCUGAGGCCUAGAAAAGCGAAGCGUGGCGGAGAGGCCCGUGGAGGCGAUGUCCGUGAGGAGCAGAGAGGGGCGCGCGGCAGCGUUGCUGGGAGGAACUACAGCAGCAGCUGCCGUCGCCUCGGAGGCACGCGGCCUGCUCCUCCCGUCGCCUGCGGCUCUCCGGCGCCGUCUCCCUCCUCGUAGCUGGGCCCGAGUCUGAGCCGCCCUGGGCUGAGCCCGGGCGGGAGCAUCCCGAGACUGAGGCUGGGCGAGAGGGCAGAGCCGUCCCGAGGCAGCCCCGGCUUCCGAGCAUGGGAAUCCUCUUCACCCGGAUAUGGAGGCUGUUCAACCACCAGGAGCACAAAGUGAUCAUUGUUGGCCUUGAUAAUGCAGGAAAAACGACUAUACUUUAUCAGUUUUCUAUGAACGAAGUGGUGCAUACAUCCCCAACUAUAGGAAGCAAUGUGGAGGAGAUAGUGGUUAAUAAUACGCGCUUUCUGAUGUGGGAUAUCGGAGGCCAAGAGUCUCUUCGCUCUUCCUGGAAUACAUACUAUACAAACACUGAAUUUGUUAUAGUUGUUGUGGACAGCACAGACAGAGAGAGAGUUUCGGUAACUAAAGAAGAGCUUUACAAAAUGUUAGCGCAUGAGGAUUUGAAGAAAGCAGGAUUACUUAUCUUUGCUAACAAACAGGAUGUUAAAGACUGCAUGACAGUGGCUGAAAUUUCCCAGUUUCUGAAGCUAACAUCAAUUAAGGAUCACCAAUGGCAUAUCCAAGCAUGUUGUGCUCUCACCGGAGAAGGAUUGUGCCAAGGACUUGAAUGGAUGAUGUCAAGACUUAAGAUCAGAUGAUUUUUACUCUGCACAGACAUUGUACAGAAAAAUUGUGCUGCAUCUUUGGUUAUCUUGCCAGCUGUGAAAUUAAUGGCUUACGUUUAUUUAUCAAUCAAAACUGAGUUCAACUUUGUUUGCUACUUAACACACUAAAUGCCGCCUCCGUUGAGGAGGAAAACUUUUAGAAGUUCGAGCAUGGCUUCCCAGAAGCGGACUCCAGAAGCUGCAGCUGAUCUUUUUUGGUUUUUUUAAGUGAAAUCACUUGCGAUUGUUCAGUAAAUAAUGUGUGUGCGAUAAUGAAAGGGAGGUAUUUUAACGUUUACAUUUUAUUAUUCCAGUCUAACUCAGUUGGAAAUGUUGACUUUAUUAUUCCAGUGAUCAGUAAAGAAAAUCAGUGGCACAGGUAUUGACUUCCCAGUAUUGAAACUUAUUCAAAUGUGUUACAGAAACAGAAAUAUUUUCCUGUAUGUGUUCUGUACAUUUUGCAUUAUACCUCAUGUUAAAAGUUGAUAGGAAUCUGUACAGAGAAAUGGUAAA
Heteronotia binoei (common prickly gecko) is the source of this 1518-nucleotide messenger RNA. It is a transcript of the gene ARL5A, whose product is annotated as ADP ribosylation factor like GTPase 5A. The transcript is spliced from 6 exons. Gene Ontology annotation, molecular function: GTP binding; GTPase activity. Gene Ontology annotation, cellular component: cytoplasm; trans-Golgi network. NCBI's taxonomy places the organism in Eukaryota, Metazoa, Chordata, Lepidosauria, Squamata, Gekkonidae. The coding region runs from base 460 to 999 and encodes 179 amino acids. Gene Ontology annotation, biological process: vesicle-mediated transport; intracellular protein transport; protein localization to Golgi membrane. The record is from RefSeq and is a predicted model, not a curated record.